Molecule: messenger RNA, 2543 nt
Organism: Neurospora hispaniola
Lineage: Eukaryota; Fungi; Ascomycota; Sordariomycetes; Sordariales; Sordariaceae
Exons: 3
Coding region: 186-2354 (722 amino acids)
Biological process (GO): nucleobase-containing compound metabolic process
Cellular component (GO): nucleus; cytoplasm
Molecular function (GO): 3'-5' exonuclease activity; nucleic acid binding
Source: RefSeq, a predicted model, not a curated record
ACCACCACCUUUUCGUCUCGUUCCCCUCUGUCAGCAUUCAAACGAAUCGACAGGUCAUGGCGCAGUUCUCUGGGCCUUAACAACCUGCAACAUCACUUACUACCUACCUACCUACCUACCUCUACCACGCAUACCUGCCACGCACUCGGCAACUUUGUGAUCGGCGCUUGCCAUCCAUCGCUAUAAUGAGGUCCCCGCACCCUAUACCACAAGCCAUCGGCGCCGGUGCCAACGCCGUAAACAGCACCACCAGCUUGACUCUGAGGCAAUGCCGGCGGCGUUUCUUUGCUUCUUCGCCCUCAUCCUCGAUUCCUUCCACAUCCCGUUAUCCAGUACAUCUUGGCGCCAUGGAGAGGAAAGAUCAGACAUGGAAUUCAAGCCGGGGCAUUACGUUUGCUGGCGAUAGUCGCGGCAGAGUUGGAUACCCGCAACUGCCAUCUUUGGCAAGAUAUCACAGCGACUCUGCGGUAUCAGCAGCCUCAAACCCGGAACCUGUUCUUCCGCCUAACCACGAUGGUGUCUUCAACUCCACAGGUGUACCUCAGGGAAAUCCUGACGCGAAUGGAACGACGUUAGACUCCCAGGGGCAGGAGUUUGUUGAUGCACAGGAAGGACUGGAGGAACAGUUCCAACUCAUACUCGAAGAUGGGAACGUUGAGUCGAAAGAUGAGGAUGCUUCUCUCAAGCCUCCGUUUACACCACUCAGUUUCACCAUGUCCGAGGAUCUCUUCAAGGAGGCGAAGAAGGCGGCCGAGGGCACUCCAAAGUCCUACUGGACUUACAACCUCUAUCGUGGGCCCGACAAGGAAGGAAACAUGAACGAGAAGGUCAAGGUCCAUUACUGCAGAAGUGCGACCACCACUGAGAGGGUCUUGAAGCAGUACUUCAUGGAUGACAAGAUUCUCGGUCUUGACUUGGAAUGGGAAAUCAGCGCAAAGGAGAGCCAUGGCCCGAGGCAAAACGUGUCGGUUAUCCAGAUUGCUUCGGAGAAGCGUAUUGGAAUCUUUCACAUUUCGCUCUAUCCGAGGAAGGAUGAGCUUGCUUCUCCACUACUCAAGCAAAUUAUCGAGGACGCCGAUGUUGUCAAAGCCGGUGUCUGGAUCAUGGGCGACUGCACACGUCUGAAAAAGUUCCUCGGGAUCGAAGCAAGAGGAAUUUAUGAGCUCUCUCACUUGUAUAAGCUCGUCAAGUACUCUGCUUCCGGUGAGCACAAGCUUGUCAACAGACUCCUUGUCCCGUUGGCAACCUUGGUAAAGGAGGUCCUCCAGUUGCCAAUGUUCAAAGGAGCAGUCCGGACAAGUGAAUGGUCCAAGCCCCUGAACAUGGACCAAAUCCUCUACUCAGGAUCCGACGCCUACGCCGGCGUACAGCUCUUCGCCAUGAUGGACCACCAACGAAAGCAACUCAACCCCACUCCUCCCCUCCCGUACGCCGCCGAGCUCAAGCUGCCCAUCAGGCUCGCCGCGGACGUCAUCUUCGAAGAAGCCGGUUUAUUAGACGAACAGUUUUCGGAAGUAACGGCCGCGCCUGACGCCACUCUAUCAGCCAACUACCUCUCCACUGUGGGCGACAAUAUCAACGUCGAAAUCGAAGGAGACGGGAGCACGACCCUCAGCGGCGAAGACGCUUUUGUCUCUGCCACCACCAAACCCGGCAAAAAUGGCACAACCAAGAAAACCACCGAACCCUCGACAACAUCAACAGCAACAACAUCCACAAAACGCAAACGGACCCCCAAAGAACCCAACGAGUCCAAAGAGUCCAAAGUACCCAAACCAAUCGACCCCCUCAUCUCCGAAGCCACCCUCUGGGCCCAGAACUACCUCCUCUCGCAUGUCUCCCGCAAACAAACCUUUGGCCCCAAAUCCCCCCUCUCCGUCGCCAACCUGCGCGCCUAUUACCUCUGGUCUCGCAAUCCGUCGAUGAACUGCGAAGCUCUGGCCGCGUUGCUCGGCAUCAAGACUAGCACGGCCGCACAAUACAUUCUGGUGGCUAUUCAGAAGGAAAAGGGUAGGCUGUCGUUUGAGCCGAAGCGGAUGAAGGAGGAGAUUUUUGGGUCUGGGGUGAUUUCGGAGGAGACUGAGUUGGAGUUGUUGGAUGAGAUUUUUGGGCAGGAGCAGGAGCAGGAAGGGGAGGUAGAUGAGGUUGAGGGUGAGGGUGAGGAGGUAGAUGAGGCACAGGCAGAGGUGGAGGUAAAGCCGAAGGAAGAGAGCGUGGAGGAUGUGAUGAAGGCUGCGUUGGAGGCUGGGGAUUUGGACUUUGAUGAGGAGUUGACGCUGGGCAAUAGCAGCAGUCAAGCGACGGUUGAUGAGGAAGAGGUGGAGAGGUUGAGGAAGAUGUCGAGGAGCCAUUGAGCCGGCUCUCAAGCUGCUGGUCGAGUGCUGAACAAGAAAGGAAAGAUGUCGACGAUGCACCUAUACCCCGAGACCGACUUGGCUACUUUUAGAUGUUGGUAGAUGAACCUUGUAUAAUCCUUAGAACAACCUCUGACUGGGCUCUGCAGAAGCCAUCUAGUCUAUGCUCCAGGUCAGUACAUUUUUCGC